Molecule: messenger RNA, 6541 nt
Organism: Myxocyprinus asiaticus (Chinese sucker)
Lineage: Eukaryota; Metazoa; Chordata; Actinopteri; Cypriniformes; Catostomidae
Product: serine/threonine-protein kinase N2-like
Exons: 22
Coding region: 352-3279 (975 amino acids)
Biological process (GO): signal transduction; protein phosphorylation
Molecular function (GO): small GTPase binding; protein serine/threonine kinase activity; ATP binding
Source: RefSeq, a predicted model, not a curated record
GAGUGGAGUGGAGCGUGUUCAACAAUACAAGCAUUCAAAACACUCGCCUUUCCACUUCACUAGACGUGGAUCUGUCACGGGAAAAACACAGCAUUGGUUUCCAGAUAUUUUCGAAGCUUGUAUAUGAUUGCUUUUCAUACAAGAAAUUUAAACAAGGAUAUAUCGGCUCCGUCAUGAAAAUUGGGAAGUUUACCGGCUGAGCGAUGGAAUAAAUGGUGGAUCUGAUGUUGUUUUCUUCAGUAUCAGCAAGAAAGAAGAGCUCAUUUGGAGAGAAGUAGAGAAGUCUAACUUCUUACUGACAUUCCUCCCGUUUGCUCUCUUGAGUUUGAUUCAAAGUUAUUAAGAGGGAAGAUGGCGGCCGAUUCCGUGCAGGGUGAUGCUCGGGUUCAGAUGGUUUCAGAACGGCUGGGCCUGGGUCAUAAUUUGGACCUCUCAGACACCAUGGUCCAACAAAAGUUGGAUGAGAUCAAGGACCAGAUCAAACGAGAGAUUCGCAAAGAGCUGAAGAUCAAAGAAGGAGCAGAGAACUUGAGGAAGGUCACCACAGAUAAAAAGAGCCUGGCUUAUGUGGACAACAUGCUAAAGAAGUCCAACAAGAAGGUGGAGGAACUGCACCAGGAGCUUCAGGAACUGAAUGCACAUAUAGUGGUGAAGGAUCCGGAGGAGCUCGUAGAGUACCCACUAACCCCAGACACCCCCAAGAGUGAAGUCCGGACAUCCACCAACAGUAGCCGACUGGCCGCUCUGAAGAAACAGGCCGACAUCGAGCUCAAAGUGAAACAGGGAGCUGAAAAUAUGAUACAGAUGUAUUCCAACGGCUCUUCCAAGGACCGCAAACUGCUCUCAGCAGCUCAACAGAUGCUUCAGGACAGUAAGACAAAGAUAGAGUUCAUUCGAAUGCAGAUCCUCAAAGCCAGCCAGACAAGCGAGAUAAACUACGAGAACAACGAUGUGUCUACAAGCAAGCCUAUCAUCAGUCCGCUGGACUUGAGGAUAGAGGAGCUACGACAUCACUUCCGGAUAGAGUCUGCUGUGGCUGAAGGUGCAAAGAAUGUGAUGAAAUUGCUGGGAACAGGAAAGGUGACAGAAAAAAAAGCUCAUUCAGAGGCUCUGGCCCGUUUGAAUGAGUCCAGUCAGAAGUUAGACCUACUGAAGUUUUCUCUGGAGCAGAGACUCAGUGAGCUGUCCAAAAACCACCCGAAGGCCAGUCUGAUCAUGGAGGAGUUAGCCAUGGUGUCUUCUCCACCUCUUAGUCCUCGCCAUAGCAUCAUGUCCACCAGCAAUCAGUACAGCACUGUAGCCAAACCUGCUGCCCUGACCGGCACAUUAGAUGUGAGGCUCAUGGGCUGUCAGGACCUCCUGGAGAACGUCCCGGGUCGCUCUAAGACAGCACCUGUUACUCUGCCCGGCUGGAGCCCCGGUGAGGCACGCUCCUCAUUUAUGAGCCGAGGAAACAAGAACAAAUCCGGCAGCAGCCGAACCCUCUCCAAAUCUGAUGAUCUGUCCAAUGAAAUCAGUGCCGUUCUGAAGCUGGACAACACAGUUGUGGGACAGACCCAUUGGAAGCCACUUAGCAAUCAGUCUUGGGACCAGAAGUUCACGCUGGAACUUGACCGGUCUCGUGAGCUGGAGAUAGCAGUGUACUGGAGAGACUGGCGCUCGCUGUGUGCUGUUAAGUUUUUACGGCUAGAGGACUUUCUGGACAACCAGCGUCAUGGCAUGUGCCUCUACCUUGAGCCACAAGGAACACUGUUUGCUGAGGUUACAUUUUUCAACCCAGUUAUUGAGAGGCGACCUAAACUACAAAGGCAAAAGAAAAUCUUCUCCAAACAGCAAGGUAAAACAUUCCUGCGUGCCCCUCAGAUGAACAUUAACAUCGCCACUUGGGGCAGGUUGGUGAGAAGAGCCAUUCCAUCAAUCAAUACCUCUUUCAGUCCUCAGGUGGCUGAACUGGGCUCUGAAACGGCACCCAUCGGCCACCCAGAUGCCCACUCCUUAACCAGUGACCCCACUGUGACCAAAUUAGACUUUGACAAAGGAGCCACUCCUCCCUCAAAACGACACUCUAUUUCAGUGGAUAUAGAAGAAACAGAACUAUCAGAAAAGAUCCCUGAUGGAAAAGAGGUGCAGGAUGCCCUAGCGACUUUCAACUUCCUGAACAACACAGUAGAUAAACCAGAUUAUAACAGUCUGGCAGAAAAGGAGUUUGAGCAGCCUGACCUGGAACUACCUAUAGUGCAAAAGAAAGCUGAAAUCAGGGAAGAAGAGGAAGUUCAAUUCAGCUUGACAGAUUUCAAAUGUGUUGCUGUUCUGGGGCGUGGCCACUUCGGAAAGGUUUUACUCACUGAGUACAAGACCACAGGAGAAAUGUUUGCCAUUAAAGCUUUGAAGAAAGGUGACAUCGUCUCCAGGGAUGAAGUUGACAGCCUUAUGUGUGAGAAGAGAAUCUUUGAGACUGUGAACAGCGUUCGGCACCCGUUCCUGGUGAAUCUUUUCGCUUGUUUCCAGACCAAGGAGCAUGUGUGUUUUGUCAUGGAGUAUGCGGCAGGAGGAGACCUGAUGAUGCACAUUCAUGCAGACGUGUUCAAUGAACUGCGUGCAGUUUUCUAUGCUGCUUGUGUUGUCUUGGGGCUACAGUUUCUUCAUGACCAUAAAAUUGUGUACAGGGAUUUGAAGCUAGACAAUCUUUUGCUAGAUACUGAGGGAUAUGUCAAGAUUGCUGAUUUUGGUCUCUGCAAAGAAGGAAUGGGCUUUAAAGAUCGCACUAGUACGUUCUGUGGCACUCCUGAGUUCUUAGCACCUGAAGUUUUAACCGAGACAUCAUACACACGAGCGGUGGACUGGUGGGGUCUGGGAGUUCUCGUCUUUGAGAUGCUGGUUGGAGAGUCCCCAUUCCCUGGUGAUGAUGAAGAGGAGGUGUUUGACAGUAUUGUUAACGAUGAAGUUCGCUAUCCAAGGUUCCUCUCCACAGAAGCCAUUUCCAUAAUGAGAAGGUUGUUAAGGAGAAAUCCGGAGAGACGUCUUGGUGCAGGGGAAAAAGAUGCAGAGGAAGUGAAGAGGCAUCCGUUUUUUAGAAAUAUGGAUUGGACUGCACUGCUGGCAAAGAAGAUCCUGCCUCCGUUCGUGCCAACCAUCAAAGACCGCGAGGACGUUAGUAAUUUUGAUGAUGAGUUCACCUCAGAGGCACCCAUACUAACUCCACCUCGUGAGCCAAGGGUUCUAACUGUCAAUGAGCAGGAGAUGUUUGCAGAUUUUGACUACAUCGCUGACUGGUGUUAACCCAGAUCAUAAACUCUGUUCACACAUGCUCAACACUGUGAACCAACUGAACAGCUGAGGGAACAGCUCUCUUUCUUUAAGAACCAUUACAGAACAAAAGUGCUUUCCCUCUUCUAUGCUCUUAUCCAUGCCAUUUAUGGGAUUGGCAAUAACUUGCUUUAAGAAACGAGAAUGACAUUUUUAAGUCUUGGUAGCCCAUUGUGGCAUCUUUUUGUCGUCAGACCACUGGGACACCUAUUGGUAACUACUAAAUAUUUCUGAGGAUUUAACAGGAUCAGUAACGUCCAGCUUCCCUCUCCAUUCUCCUCACAUUUGCUGGGAAGAAUAUUUUUGAUUUCCAUUUCUUCUGCUUUUUUAAAAUACUAAAAUGUGCCAAUUGCCAUUGUCUCCAGACUUGGAGGGCAGACACAGGUGAGCUGAAGAGCUGAACCCAACUGAGACAUCAAAUUACAAAUUCUUCAGUCUAAGAGCAGCAUCAGAAUCAACAGAAGCUCAAGGAGCCUCUCAAAUACUCUAAAAUUAUUUAUUUUGUCUUGUAUUCCCUUCAAUGCCUAAAAUUCUUUACAUGGCUUACAAACAGUAUAUAUCAGUUACAGAAAACCUACCAAAGCAUCCUGCCAAAUGAUCUUUUACCCUUUGCGUAUUAAAUUGGAUUAAAAAGACCUUGGCCAAGAGCAGGAGUGGAUUUGGUGAUUUGGGGGCCCUAGGCAAAUUACAGGGAUGGGGCCCUCUUCAAUGACACACAUUAACGUCAGUUUUCUCUUAAAGGUGCUGUAAUUAUAGAUAGAUAGAUAGAUACAUUGAUUGAUUGAUUGAUGGAAUGGUAUGUUGAAAAUAUUCCUUCAUCCUGAAAGAUACCACUGAAGUACAGUAAGUGUCCUGAGAUCCCUCAUCGGUCUAUGUGACAGCACUAGACUGUGCAAACAGCAAGCAAAAAUGUGUCCGUGGUUGUGUCUUUCUCCCUGGUUGUGCCAAAUUUCUAAAAAGGAGUGAAUAAUAAUGCCUGACAACACAUUAGGGCUGUCAAUUGGCAGAGAAAAUUGACCUUAAAAAUUUUCUAAAUUCGAAUUUUAAAGUCAGCUGAUUUUUUUAAAUUGACGUUAUUUCCUUAGUCCACAAGAGGGCACAUUGAAUACAUAUAACCAUACAGCACCGUGUUAUAUUAUUGCAAAGAACAUUCCUGGCUGUUAAAGUGCAUAAAAUAUAAAGUUUUAGUCGGUUCAUAUUCUCAAAUUCUAAGUCAAAAGUAAAACGAGGGGGGGAAACGCUUCAAUAGGCAGUUCUGUGUUAACAUGGUGUUACACUUACACUGGUGCCACAGUAUAUACUACCACAGCCACAAACUAACAGCGAUAUACCACAGUGUUUUUCAUUAAUUACAGCUGUAUGUAGGGUAGAAUUAUUCCCAGAUAGCAGUGGUAUUCGGCUGAACUCAGUGGCAAAGCGGAACACAACAGAAAGGAACAGAACGCGAGGAUCUCGAGACACACAUUUCCAACUUGAACUCCUUUACAGACAAACCCAUUGCUUAAUCUGAGAAAUGCAGAUAAGAGAGCAAGACGCAAUGGGCAAAGACCUUCACCUACUGUAAGGGGCUGUUCACACCGAACGCUUUUGCAACCAUCCAGUUUACCAUUUGUUUUUCUAUGUAAAUGCGCUAGAUGGAAUGUCUUUGUUUCUCUUUGUUUUUGUUUAUUCAGCGUCUCGUGCAUGAGCACCUUUUUUUUAGAUGCCGUGUCAAGUUUAAAAGAACUUUAAAAUGCAUCUCAAGACACCAGGUUUCUGUUAAACUGUAUUUUGUUGCUCUUCAUCUAGCCUUUUUUAGCGCAAGAAUGCGAUCGGUCUGAAGUCAUCGCCAGCGCUUAACACACAUCCAAACUUCGAAUAUGUGUAUUUUUCUUAAAUUCAUCGAAUAUUCGAAUUUCGAAUUUUCAUUUACAGCCCUACAACACAUUAUAUAACAAAUACAAUCUGGCUACUAUGAACUACAAUACUGUAUAUACUACUACAGUAACUUUUUUCUUUCUUGCUCUCCCUCUUUCUUAAUUCACUUUUCCUCCAUCAACUUUUCCUCCAAUGACCUUGAAUGAACUAUAUCCAGAUUAUUAGACUAAAAGUUGACUUUGCAUGUUUCCAGAAGGCAUUGAUAAACUUUUACAUUUGAAAACAUAAAAAAGUUAGAUUUAUGCUGCUAGAUAAGGCGAACAUGAGUCAAAAGUCUGUGAAAAAAAGUUCUUAUUUAUGAGUGUCAACGCCCAGAUCAUAAUCAUCAUCAACAACUGUGUUGGUGACUAUAGUGAGUGCUGUGCUCGUGGAAGCAGUGGCGGAUAGCAGCGCAGGCUAUGCAGCAAUCUGGUCCGUUUGGAAAGACAGUGUUACCUUAGGAAGUCUUGAUUCAGUUUAAUAUUUCUCUCUCCACAAUUUCAGUUCAAACUGAACUAGCAACAAUGUAUCACACAAAACUGUCUGAGCAGUUUGGCUCACUUUCACCUUUUUAUGAACUUGUGUAGAUGCAUAAAACCUUGGAAUAUUCCAUUACUGCCUGUUCUGAGGGGGGAGGGGGUUGCUUGCAUUGAUGGUGCUGAAAAUAACAGCGAUAACAAUCAUAUCAGCGUUGUAACAGUGAUAUUUAAAAUUUCAGCACACGUUAUUUAGCAUUAAUGAAAAUAAAAAAGCAUAUUAUUUGUAUUUUUAGGGGGCCCUUGGCUUCUGGGGGCCCUAGGCGGUUGCCUACCUUUGCCUAGUGCUAAGUCCGCCCCUGGCCAAGAGCACAGAUGGAUGAACUUGAACUUUAGAAAGGAAAAUGAGAGAAAGCUGCAAUUAACUGAUCUUUUGAGAAUUUUCUCUCUCCAGUCUCUUCAUUUCUAUAAAAGCAACCUUGUACUCUAAUCAAUGUAAUAAAUGUAAGUUAUAGUUUUAUACUGUAUUUUUAGAAUAUUAGCCUUUUGGAUCUGCUGUAUGUUAUGACAAUGGUUGUACACAGAUAUAUGAAUUGUAAGAUUAUCAUUUUGGAGAGGGCAGCUCAAAGUUGAGAGCAAUUCUGAACUUUUAAAAUGGAAUGUAAAAAUGUAUAUUCAUGAAAACAAAAUCAAAAAUUAUAUUUUUGGCAUGUGGUUAUGCCAAAGCUGGCUGUAUGUUUUAUUAGUUGACAUUUUUUAAAGGACAUUUGUAGUCAGACUGUUUCAGAUCUUGUAAUUUUGCAACAAUAUCUCAUAAUUUAGCCAUUUUGUGGUUGUACAUGUCAACAUUAAACCACCUUUAC